Fraxinus pennsylvanica is the source of this 384-nucleotide messenger RNA. NCBI's taxonomy places the organism in Eukaryota, Viridiplantae, Streptophyta, Magnoliopsida, Lamiales, Oleaceae. The record is from the annotation of a GenBank genome assembly.
AUGCUUUAUUCUCAGAUGGACACAUCUGAUGAUGAUCUUCAGUCAGAUGUUUCUGAACUGAAUAGCGCUAAUGAGGCUGAGUGGGUACGCACGAAAGUGGAAAUGGGCCAUUAUAGGAAAAAGCAGUUAAAAUUUGAUAAUCAAGAGGGACUCGGCUACUCAUGCAGUACAUCUUCUUUAUGCAAGACAAACGGAGGUAAAUGUCGAGCUGCAAAGAAUUGUUGUGGAUCAUCUUGUAGCUGUAGACCCAAAAAAUGCAGGAAUAAGGAGGAAGCUUCUGAGAAAAGCCACGUUCUUGCUGCUGAAGGAGCAAAGUUACUUCAUAGUGCUCUGUCUGAGAAUCCUGUCAUCACAAAUGAUGGUGGGGCUGAAAGGAAGGAAUAA